GAUUGCGCACAUUCCAAGAACCGAAGCUUCAGCGGACAGCAGAUGCUGCUCGUUGGUCGCGACGGCAAUUGCAACAACAUCACCAUUGCGAUGGCACUGGUUGACGCUGAGGGCAUCGUCAACUACACCUGGUUUGUCGAGUCCCUUCGUCAGGCCGGUCUGGACAUUACAGAGUACCCUGUAUUUUGUGACCGGUGCGACGCAUUCCGCUCGGUCGCCGCUACAUACAACAUCAAUGUCCGGUAU
This is a messenger RNA of Phytophthora sojae, 246 nucleotides long. RefSeq lists its product as hypothetical. The annotation marks the transcript as partial. The record is from RefSeq and is a predicted model, not a curated record. The transcript has a single exon. NCBI's taxonomy places the organism in Eukaryota, Oomycota, Peronosporomycetes, Peronosporales, Peronosporaceae.